CGCUCUAUAUAUAUAUAUAUAUAUAUAUAUAUUGAUGGAGAUUCGUAUACAAUAAUUAAUUACUUCAUUUGAAUUUCCGAAUCAAUUAAAUAUACUAAUGAUAGUUAUAAGUAUUUGAAUUUCUUUAAUUCUUUGAUUAUUUUGUGUAUAUAUCAAUUAAUGACUAUGUCUAAUUCAUCACAAAUUUCUAAUGAACCUUAUCGUGAAUUAGAAGAAUUACGUGGUUCAGAAUUAAAUAUUAAUUCAGAAAAUGUUUCAAGGUGUAAUAGAAAUUUUGGAAAUUGCGUUGCUUUGGAGCUUUCUUCUGUUGUAGUUAUUCCAGAUGGAUAAUCUGCUUAAACUUAUCUGUAAAGGAGCGGGUAACUGUAAGUUAUAUACUUUUACUGUUGUUCAAGCUGUAAAUGCAUUAGGAUUUGGAAAGUUUCAAGUUAAGUUAUCUUUAUUUACGGGUCUCUGUUGGAUGGUAGAUAGUAUGGAAAUAACAAUAUUAAGUAUCUUAAGUCCAUCAUUACAUUGUGAUUGGGGCAUAACCAGAUAUCAACAAGCUUUAACUACUACGGUUGUCUUUUUAGGUAUGAUGUUAAGUUCUACAUUUUGGAGUAGUUUAAGUGACAGAUAUGGUAGUAAACAAUCUUUAACUUUAUGUGCAAUAUUAUUAGUCUAUUAUGCUUUUUUAAGUGCUUUUGCACCAAAUUUUCUUUGGAUUUUAUUACUUAGAGGAUUAGUUGGAUUUGCUAUUGGUUGUGUACCACAAUCUGUCACAUUAUAUGCAGAAUUUCUUCCAGCAAAACAAGAGCAAAAUGUGUAAUUUUAUUAGAUGUAAG
Apis florea (little honeybee) is the source of this 824-nucleotide messenger RNA. Its product is annotated as synaptic vesicle 2-related protein-like. NCBI's taxonomy places the organism in Eukaryota, Metazoa, Arthropoda, Insecta, Hymenoptera, Apidae. Gene Ontology annotation, biological process: transmembrane transport. Gene Ontology annotation, cellular component: membrane. The record is from RefSeq and is a predicted model, not a curated record. Gene Ontology annotation, molecular function: transmembrane transporter activity.